CCAGAAAGGAGUAGCGCUUCAUUUUGAGCCCAUUUUCUCUGUGUUGCUCCGCGCUAUAGGCUGAAACUUGCAGAAAGCUGCACUCUUCAUGUCCUCGUCUCAAAUGAGAGUCUUCUGAAGAAGGUGGAGAUGAGCCGGCUGAAUCGAUCCUCCAAGGCGUAAAAGUUUUGGAUGGUUACUUUUGCGCAGCAGUUUAAAGACUUUUCCACCUCCAGAGGUUGCGGUGCAAUUGAAGAACGGGUCCGAUUCUUUCUUCUGCAAAUAUAUCGCCCGCAAGCAGGCUGGAAGACCAUCAAAUUGGAAGAACGCCGCGAAUACGCAGGGCGCAGAUGAUCGCAACUGGUGUUUGCGGCGUGGCGCUGGUUCUGGUGCUGGUGGUGCUGAUUCCGGUCAUGGUGAACUCUGCCGGAACUCCUGCCCGCUAUGAGAUGCUCGGAUCUUGUCAGAUGGUGUGCGAUUCCCAUGGGACCGCGACGGCAGCCACGGCGAAAGCGACCCACCCGAACAAAGACAACCGCCUGGUGCAGUCGUUGCCGACGUUCAUCCAGGGUCCCCAGGGAGAGCCGGGGCGCGUCGGGAGGAUGGGCCCCAGGGGUCCGGUUGGUGAGCCGGGGCCACCGGGACCGACGGGUCCACCAGGAGAGAGAGGACCACCGGGACCACCAGGUCCACCUGGGCUACCAGGAGCGAAUGGACCAACCGGUGCCAUCAGCGCAGCCACAUACAACACGGUGCCAAAAAUAGCGUUUUACGCCGGGCUGAAGAAGCAGCAUGAGGGUUAUGAAGUUUUAAAAUUUGAUGACGUGGUCACAAAUCUCGGCAACCACUACGACCCAUCAACCGGAAAAUUCACCUGUUCCAUACCCGGAAUUUACUUCUUCGUUUACCAUGUGCUGAUGCGAGGCGGGGAUGGAACAAGCAUGUGGGCUGACCUCUGCAAAAACAACCAGGUGAGGGCUAGCGCCAUCGCACAGGACGCGGACCAAAACUACGACUAUGCCAGCAACAGCGUCGUCCUCCACCUGGAACCCGGGGAUGAGAUUUACAUCAAGCUGGACGGAGGGAAGGCGCACGGCGGCAACAACAACAAGUACAGCACCUUCUCCGGCUUCAUGCUGUAUGCUGACUGAAACAGGCUGGAGGAAUUGGGUCCGACUCUCUACAUAUAAGCUUGCUUUCACAGCUCCUGCUCAGUCCACCCGGGAUAUCAGAGACAGAAAGAGCUCACCGUUUCUGUUGAACAUCAUUCCAAGAGAUUUGCAGGAAGUCUCAUGCAAAAAGAAACUCCACUUUGCUGCAGUGAGGAGAUGAAAGUGUAAUAACUCCACUUUUCAUUUUGUUCAGCAAAGUCAGGUUGAUGUUUUGUUGCUUGUGCGCUCUCAAUGAACUGUAAUAGGCUUUCCAAAUUAAAUAACUGUAGCUGCUGUGGUAAAUUGAAAGUUUCAAAUGUCCACAUUUAGCACUUACUCACAGAGGCUUAUUAUAUACCCACAUAACUAUUACUCACUUCAGUGUUCGUCGAUUUCUGUGCUUUCUUCACCAAAAAGAAAAAAUAAGUCCAAGUCACUGCAUUUUGGGCAAAGAUGUUAACAGUUGUGAUGCAUGUUUAUAAGACGUUGAAAUUUUAACACUGUGCAGCAUCUAAUGAUGUGAUGUUUAUGAAGCACAAGUAUAUUGGCAAAAUGAUCACUGCAAGACAUUUUUCAUGUGUGUGUGUCAAACAUGGCAUCUGGUUUGAGCAGCAGGGUAGCCUGUUUAGUCACCAAACCUGGACAGCGACACUGACAUAUCUUUUCUAAAACUCUGAAACAUUCACCAAUCUGCUUACUGAACUUUAUGCUUUCCCUGAUCAGAAACAACAGUAAAAAUGUAAAAUGAAAUCAUCUGGCUUCCUUUGUAUCGCCCUGACAUGAUUAAUCCAACUUAUGUAUUUGUUCAUGGUGCGCAGUCAGCUGUGGCGAUCUCGCCAUUGAUCAUGUGUUGAAGUCACCCUGUGA
Molecule: messenger RNA, 1997 nt
Organism: Gambusia affinis (western mosquitofish)
Lineage: Eukaryota; Metazoa; Chordata; Actinopteri; Cyprinodontiformes; Poeciliidae
Gene: c1ql3b
Product: complement component 1, q subcomponent-like 3b
Exons: 2
Coding region: 330-1130 (266 amino acids)
Molecular function (GO): protein binding
Source: RefSeq, a predicted model, not a curated record